Molecule: messenger RNA, 432 nt
Organism: Caenorhabditis remanei
Lineage: Eukaryota; Metazoa; Nematoda; Chromadorea; Rhabditida; Rhabditidae
Exons: 1
Coding region: 1-432 (143 amino acids)
Source: RefSeq, a predicted model, not a curated record
AUGUCAUCUCCAAACACCAACAUCUCUCCAACUCAGGGCAUUAAUCUCCUCCGAUCACUUCUCAAUGAUCCGCACAUCAGUCCACAGAAACAACCACAAAAGAUUAUCGAGACACUGGGAUCUCGUCCAGUUCCAACUUACGGAAACUGGACAAUUGCUCCGAAUCAAAACAAUUUUCAUCAGAGCCAAAACUCUCAGCCAACUUUCGUUCCAGUUCGUAGAUACUUCGUCUACAAGUAUCACUACGAGUACUAUGAUCCCAUUCCUCUUCAUCAUCUUUUCAAUACUUCGAUGAAGAACCAAAAUGAGAUCGAUGAGGACGCUUUUUUGCCUCAGUCAGACCUCUACUGGAUGAGAAAGAGACAAGAGCGAUACGAGUUUCAUAAGAAUCAGAAGGGUAAGGUCGAAAAACAACUGUAUAUAAAUAUUUAG